AACGCCAAAAUCGUCGUGAAAAAAAAUAAAUGAGAAAAUUUCUGCGAGAACAUGGAAAAAUCCCCAUGCGCGGAGUCGACAUUGUUUAAAAAAAAUCCAACAAUUGUGUGUACAUCGUGCUAAAAUCGUGGUUACAUUGUGCGUGCAACCAAAAAAUACAACAUAUAUUUUAAGCAGUUUACAUCUUCAUUCGUGCUUCUUCUCUCGUCGUCGGCGGCGGCGCUCGUUUCGUUGUAUGGGCCGUGCGUAACAAAUAAAAUUGCCAAAAAAUCGCGGAAAAUGCACAGAGAGUGUGCGGAAAUGUAAAUAAACGAAAUUCGAAUGAGCAACGCGUGUUUCAGUGUAAUUCGUUUGAUCAAAAUGUAUGGAAAAGGCCCAAUCUUGUGACGACGACGUGCUGCUGCUGCUGCGUUCAUUGACGUGACGCGCGAGUGUGUGUGUGUGUGUUUUGGUGUGUGUUGGCGCGUGGGCCAGUGUGUGUGUGGGUGAAUGUGGCUGCGAAUUGUUGUUAAACCAAAAAUAUACAUACAACAAGAGCCAGCGUGGAAGCAGCAACAAACAAAACACCACAACACAGCAGAAAAAGCAAUACAAAAAUAAGCAUAAAUUAUUUAAUAACAACAACAAGUUGGCCAAAGGAAAAGAAAGCCAACAGUCGCGUGCAGUGCAAAAUGUCUCUCUCGUUUGAGUGUGUGUGUGUUGAGUGUAUAGAAUUGAAUAAGCAGGGGCACACAGCAAGAGGAAAUAGGCAAGCAAAGCAGUAGCUUAGUCCAAGCAGCAACAAGAGGAACGGAACUGUAAAAUACGAAGAUUAAGAAGAAGCAGUAGCGGGCGCCAAAAACCGCCGCGCCGCACAAAUGAAGCAAUCAAAUUUUGUAUAAUUUUUGCACAAAGUCGACAUUUGUCUGUACCCCCCCACCACCACCACCCCACAAAAAAACAACAACAACAGCACAGGGAGCAUAAAUCUUUUGCCAAUGAGUCGCAGACAGUCAUUGGAUCGACCAGGAAUAUUGUCUCCUCCGGGUCCGUUUCUGACGCCCAGUCCAUCGCCAUCGAUCUCAGCUAGCCCACGUCUGCAGCCAUCGCCAUCGCUAUCGCCGUUCCCACAGGAUGUGGUGCUCGUAGCCGGUGGCAGUCAAGUAAACGCCAACAGCAAUCAGCAGGACCACGAGCGCAAGGCGGCGACGCCUGGCAGGCGACAGUCCAUUCAUCAGUUCGCAAAUGGCAGCCCGAAUGCUGGAACCGUUGUCUUCCAGCCGAGCCCCUCGCAGUCACCGGCGGCCGCUGCCACGACGGUCAUUGGCGUGACGAGUGGUGGCCUCAUCGCCGCCUCUGGAGUGGGAGCGGGAGCAGGCAAUGCCAUAGGAAACGAGCUUAAUGCCACCCUCGUCGGCUCCAACAAUAUCCAGCUUAAUAAGAAGGGCAAUAAACGUCUCAGCCAGCAUCAGCAGCAGCUGGGACACCAGAUCUUCAGCAGCCAGGCCGUUGCGCCCACCUCCAUCAGCAGCGUAGGGACAGUAGCCGGCGGCUAUGGGCAACAACUCAAUGCCACGGCCAUCAGCAUCAGCAGCACGCCCACUUCGUUUGCGACGGCAAACGUGGUCAGUAGCGGGUCCAAGAAUCAGGCGAAGAAGGCCGCCCAGACCACGGUGGUGAGCCAUCAGCAGCAGCAGCAUCAGCAGUUCCAGCACUACCAGAGCAGCAGUCCCCUGAUAGCGGACAGCCCCAUCCCGAGUCCGAGCAACGCCAUCGCUGCGGCCUCCAUUAAGCCGCCAACGCCCCAGCCACAACCGCAUCCGCAGUCCAUGCAGAUGCUGCCCCAGCAGUUUACCAUCACGGGCGGCGCCCAGCAUCAUCCGCACGCGCAGCAGGCCACUCAGCAAGUGUUCCAGUUCAUCCAGGGGCCGCAGGGCCAGCUGAUAGCCACCACCACCACCCAGCAGCAGCAGCAGCCACAGCCGCAGCAGCUGCAGCAACACCACCAGCAGCACCAACAGCAACAGCAGCGGUUUGUGAGCAGCAAUGCAGGGAUUGGGCUGUCCACAAAGUCGGGGAAGGCGCCCCAGCAGAUCCUGCCCAAGCCGCAACAGGAGCUCCUGCAGCAGCAGCAGCAUCAGGGCAAGGCCAAGGGCUCCAAUGGAGGGCAGAUCUCGCAGUCGCCGCAACAGCAGCACCAGUCCACGAAUCCCGGCCAGCAGCAGCAACAGCAGAUCCUUUUGCCUGCUGCUGGGAACCAGCAUCAGCAGCUGCUCCUCAACCAGAUGCCCGUCCUAGUGCAGCAGAACCCCCAAGGGGUGCAGCUCAUCCUGCGCCCGCCCACGCCCCAGCUGACGGGGACCCCCUCGCUGGUCAUCCAGCAGAAUGGACGCGGACAGCCGCAACUGUCGCAGCCGGCUCAGCAGCAGCUGCUGCGCAUAGUCGGAACGAAUGGCGCCACCAUGCAGCUGGCUGCGGCGCCCACCUUCAUCGUGUCCUCGCAGGCGAACCUCAUCCAGCAGACGGCGACGGGCGGUCACUUCCAGAGCGCCAUCAAGACGGGCACACAGCUGUCGGGCCUCCAUGCGGCUCUGGCCCAGGCCCAGGCGCAAGCACAGGCGCAGGCGCCACGAUCUCAGCCCUUUGCCACGACGGCCACCCUGAACACACAGCUGCUGGGCCAGAGUGUGGCCCAACAACUGCAGAACCUCCAGCUGGCGGCCGCCGCCCAAAUUCAGAUGCCCAACGGCCUGACGGCCAUCUCUCAGCUGCCCGCCCACCUGCAGCAGAGCCUGGGCGGGGCCACCAUCAACCUGAAUCAGCUGAACGGAGCGCACAUCCAGCAGAUAGCCACCGCCUUCCAGCAGCCCCAGCCACCGGCUUCCAAUGGCCCCACCAAUGGCGGCAGCAACACCGCUGGCCAGGGCGACAUCUUCACCCAAUCCUCGCCUGCCCACGUCCCGGUAGCCGUCACACCCGAGCCCAUGCGGCAGGGCACCCCCGUGCCGGUCAUGCAGCACCAGCAGCAGGCGGCCAUGGCCACCAUUCAGUUGCAGCAGCAGCAACAACAGCAGCAGCAAGCCCAGAUCCAGCAGCUGCAGCAUCAGUUGCAGCAGACGCAGUCGCAGGUGCAGCAAGCCCAGCAGCAGCACCAGCACGCCAACACCACCAGCACCGCCACAGUGGUUGUGGCAGCGACUCCAACUCCGACUCCAACUCCGGCAGAGCCCAAGAAAAAGCCGCGACCACGCAAAAAGAAGCCCACAGCGGCAGCAGUAGCGGCGGCAGCGGUGGCAGCCGCAGCGGCGGCAGCGGCAGAUCCACAGCCGCAGAAGAUAGCCAUAGCCACCACGCCCACGCCGACAGCCUCCGCUCCACAGACUGCAGUGCGCUGCAAGUCACCGUCGCCACCGCCCACCCACAUUCAGAGGAGCAGCAACGGGAAACUGGACCUCGGGGAUGUGAUGAAGUUCUGCGGCAUAACGGGAGACGACGACGAUGACGAGGACUAUGGCAUGGGCAUGGACACGGGCAGCGAACAGCAGCAGCAGCAGCCGGAACAACAGCAACAGCAGCAGCAGCAGUCUGGCUCCAAUGAUAUCAUGAUCUCUAUACCGAACCAAAACGGCAGCGAUGGCAUGCCCUUUACGCUGACAAUACCCGCGCCACAGCCACACGGACAGUCGCUGCCGUCGAACGAAGCCACCGAAAUACCAAAUAUCCUCAUUAAGAUUGAUCCCAGCGAUCCCUCAGCCGCUUCCGCAGGAGCUGGAGGAGCACUCUCCUCCGCCACACCGUAUACCCUGUCCACGCCACGUCUGCCAACGGCCGAAGAGAUCCAGAGGCAGGCCCAGCAGCAUCUGGCGCAGCAGGCAGCAGCAGCCGCUGCUGCAGCAAAGAGUAGCAUACCCCCAGCAGGAGCAGCAUCAGCCACGACAGUUGCAGCAGCAGCAACCGCGGGAACGGGCACGGGAACAGCGCCCACCAUUAGCAUAAGUCUGCCGUUGCAGCCAACGCCCGCACCAGCGCGUACGCCCACGCCCACACAGACGGCCCAGUCCAUUGCUGCGUCGCUUAGCUCCUCUGGCUCGGCCACGGCAGCGGUGAAGCCACGCAGGAAGCCCGCGGUGCGGCGUAACACCAAGAAACCAGAGGCUGCGCCUGCCACCAUAUCCAUGAGCAGCAGCAACCACUCGACGAGCAGCAGCACCACAACGAUAAGCAGCAGUCUGAGCAGCAGCAGCCUGAGCAGCAACAGCAGCAUGUCCACCACCGUCAACACCAUCACACUGACGACACCCACAGCAACGACACCUGGGCCAGUGCCCGUGUCAUUGUCGCUGCCUCUGCCAGUCCACAGCAGCAGCAGUAGCGGGAGCAGCGGAAGUACCUCCACUUUGAUGCUCUCCCAUAGCCUAGGGGGCAGCACCACAACGACAGUGCCAAGUCAGAUUGGAAACAUUCAGAUCUCGCAGGUGCAGAACCAUCAGCAGUCGGGGGUUCCCUUGAACACUGCAGUGGUGGAGAACAAGAUACAGAUUAUGCCCAUUAUGCCGCCAGGAGCCACUGUGAUGGGGGGAACACCACAGCAGCAGCAGCAGCAGCACAGCCAGCAUCCAGCACAAGCCACCGGCAAUCAUCAUCAUGCGACGCAGUUGGUCUUUCAGGGAACUUCUUCGAUGGCAAAUGCAGAAACCUCCCACACGGCCAUCAAGAUGUCCAACGAUGGGCGGCACAUGCAGCUGGUGGCCAUACCACAGGCCACACCGCCUGCCGGCACUGGCAGUGCCUCGUCGCAGACGACGACACCGACGGCCGUGAUGACGGCUGGUGGAGCCACCAUUAUGGCGCCACAGCUGACGGGUGGAUCGACAGCCUCGGCGGCUGCCGCUCUGGUGCCGCAGCUGACGGGCAGCCUCACGCUGGCCGUUUCGGAGCAGUGCGAACGUCUGAUACUGCGGCACGAUCCCAACAAUCCGCAGGAUCAUCAGUCGCAGCUAAUACUGCAGGCCCUGCUCAAGGGGGCCCUGCCCAAUGUGACGAUCAUCAAUGAGCCAGCAAGGAUGCCGAUGGAUGGCGGCAAGCAGCAGCAGCAGCAGCAACAGCCACAGAUGCAGCAGCAGCAGCACCCACAGCAACAACAGCAGCAGCAACACUUGAUCAAAGUAACAGCAGCAGCAGCACCCAAAAUAGAGGUCAAAGUGGCCAACAAUCGGAAGCACAACAACAGCAUGACGAGCACAAAUACGACGACAACCACCAUGAAACCACCACCGACAUUGCCUCCUCCUCCGGCGGCGGCGGCAGCCACAAAGACAAACCACGAAGUGCUGUCCUUUCCCCAGAUGCCGCUCAACAGUCAAGUGCUCAUCCAGCAGCAGCAGCAGCAGCAACAGCAACAGCCCCAGCCCCAGCCCCAGCAAGCGCCUGUUCCUGCUGCUCCUCCAGCAGCAGCUCCUCCCCCUGCCGCUACGAACAAUGGACAACAGCGAUACAUUGCCCUGCCGCCCAUUGAUCCCUCCACGCAACAGCUGUUCUGCCUGAACAGCGUCACGAAUCACAUCACGGCCAUGAGUGCCGGACAGACGGCAGCCUCGAUUGGACCCACAGAGCGGCUGCUGAUUGCACCCGCGGGCAUCAAUGCCCAGCAGCUGGCGCAGUGCCUCCAACUGGGGCAGCUCCACUUUAACGAUGUGAAUCCGAUGCCAGCACAGCAGGCAGGAGCAGCAGGAGCAACGCUUCCACUGAGGCCACAGCCACCGCAGCAACAGAUCGUCCAUCCGAUCCAACCUAUCACCAAUGGACUGGCCAUCACAACGACAGCCAGCUGCACGCUGACUACGACCACGAGCAGCACCUCGACCACCACCACGGUGACCAAGCAAGUGGCCAAUGUGGCGCCCAUCAUUGACCAGAGCAAGGCAAAGCUAGAGCCGGCCAAAACGGGGGGACCGGGUCCGGCGACCAGCACGGGGGCCAUCGUGAAGAAGAAGCCUGUGCGCAAGCCCAAGGCAACGCCCACCGCUGCAGAGCUGGCGAUCCUGAAGAAUGCGGGUGUGGUGAAGCCCAUGCCGAAGCUGGAUCCGUUGUCGCAGAAACCGAACAACAAUCCGGUGCAGAUCGUGCAGCCGAAUGUGGCCAGCGGCAAGCAGAUGAUUGUCAUCGGAAGCUCCGGAGGUGGACAGACCACAACGACAACAACUACGACGAUGAGCACCAGCAUCCAGCCGUUUCAGACCACAAGUGGGACGAAGCUGGUGGGCGUCACAGCGCCCAUGCAGCAGCAGCAGCCAGUGGCGACGAUCCUGCAACAACAGCAGCAGCGGACGACGGGCUUUAGCCUGACGGCCAGCACAGGAGCUGUCAAUGCAGGAGCCACUAUUGCAGCAGUAGCAGCAGCAGCUCCGGUGGGAAAUCUAUUGCAAAUGCAACAACAACAGCAGCAGCAGCAGCAACCCCAACAGCAGCAGCAACAGCAGCAGCCGGCUCAGAUCCAACAACAGCAACAGCCGCCGGCACAGGCACCGAAACAGCCUCAAGCGAACACCGUGUCCCGUGUGCAGACGAUCCAACUGACGCCACAGAUGCAGCAGGUCUUCAAGCAGGUGCAGAUGCAGAUACAGUUCCUCACCUUCAAGCUGCAGAACAAGUCCUUUCUGCCCACGAUGCAUCUCUCGCAGGAGAUGGACACGGCCACGAUAGCCGCCUACAACAAACCGAUGAGCGAUGCGGAGAUCAAUCUGGCAUUGCAGCGACUCUUUGCGGAUCAGCACCGCAUCCUGUCCUCCGGCAAGGAGGUGCCCACACCCGAGGUAAUGCUACCGACAGCCAACGGAAGCUUUAGUCUGAUUCCACAGGCGGUGCAGCAGUCGCAGCAGCAGCAGCAACAACAACAGUUGCAGCAGGCAGCCGCUGAGCCCCUGAAGACGUCCGCCUCCCUCUCUAUUCCGGCCAAUGUGGUGCAACCGAACAACCACUCGUCCACCACAACAGGAACAACAGGAGCAACAGGAGGAUCAGUGGCAGCUGCGCAGCAGCAGCCACAGAACAUUACCCAACGCAUACACAUCUAUCCGAUGCAGCACCAACAGCAGCAGCAGCAGGCCAACAAGCAGAAGCAACAACAGCAGCAGCAGGCUCAGGGUCAGCAAAAGGCAGUAGCCACAAACAGCAGCAUGCCACAGCAGGUGGCACAACAGGAGCAGCAGCAGCCUCCUCAAUCUCUACAGCUGAAGCUCAAGGAGCCGCCUGUCAUUCGAAACAAAGGGAAUUCCAAUGCGUCCACUCAACAGCAGCAGCAACAACAACAACAACAACAGCAGCAUCCACCGAACGGAGCCAUCAAUAUGCUGCCACAGAAAAGCAUCACCAUGUUGCCACAGCAGCAACAGCAGCCGCCGCUCAUAAAGAGUGGUCCGCCUCCGCUGAUCUUUGCAAGCUCCACAAAUCUAUUGGCCAGCAGUAGCAGCAGCAGCAGCAGCAAUAACAACAGCAGCAUAAGCAACAGCAACAGUAGCAACAGCAACAGCAAUAGCAACCACAGUGGCAGCAACAUGAUGCAUGUGGCAAAUAUGCUGCCAAUGCCACCAUUGCAGCCUCAACAGCAACAGACGCAGCCGCAGCCACAGACACAGCCACAGCAGGUGCCACAAUUGCAGCCACAACAGCCACAUCAGCCACAACCACAGCUAAUGCAACAGCAACAGCAACAGCCACCACCAUCAACGGCUCUUCCAAUUCCAGUCCUGCCAGCACCUGUGACAGCACCAACUGUGCCCCCAGUGGGAGUGGGAGUGGGCAUGGGAGUACCAGUACCAGGAAUUGGAAAUCUGAUGCCCACUCUGCCGACACCCGUGUUGCCCAGCCUGCCCCUGUUUAUGCCACCAAAACUGGAUGAGCUGCCGCCGCUGAAGCCGAAAAUUGCACGCCUCUCCUUGUUCGUGCGCCAACUGGAGGUGGAUCAGGAGAGCUGCCUGAAGCCGGACUAUGUGAAGCCAUUCCGCACCAAAGAUGAGGCUGUCAAGCGAUUGAUUAGGUACCACUGCAUGCACGAGAAUGAUAUGGAGCUGCCCUCCGACGAGGAGGAGGAGUUUGAGGCCACUGCUCUGGGUUUCCAGGACAAGUUUCGUCAAUUGAAUGGAAAGUUCCAGGAGAUCCUCAUGCAGGAGUCCACUCUGCCGCAUCGCACCUCAGAGUUCCUGCAAAUGCAACAGCUGAUGAUCGAUGACCUCAAGGGGGAAAUCAAUGACAUACGCACCGCGGAAAAGGAGCUGGAGCAGCAGCUGAAGGAGGAGCAGACCAGCGAGCGAUUGGCCACGCCAGAGAUAAAGGAGAAGAUCAAACUGGAGCCACAAACCGAGGCAGCUGCAGUUGUGGAUACAUUUGAUAUGCUCAAGAACAGCGCCGAUGUGAACAAGGCCUUCAGCAAGUCGCAGACGCAGUUGCAGUCCCAUCCACAGGGGCCCGCGGCAGCAGCAUCAGCAACUGUAAAGCAGGAGGCGGUGGAGGAGGAGCAACAGCAGCCCACCACCAAUGGCGAGGUGAAAAGAGAGGAUUCGAGUGGCAGAUAUAUCAAAAAGGAUUACGGACACUUUGAUAUUGAGUCGGAGCUGCAGACCAGCUUCAUUCUGAAGAAGAUCGAAGCCAAGGCAAGGGCCAACCAGACGCCCUAUGGGGAGCAGCAGCAGCAGCCACAGACACAACAGCAGCAACAGCAGUCCCUGCAACAGCAGCAGCAGCAACAUAUCAAAGGCAAUGGCGUGGAUCACAAUGUGGAGCAGGAGGAUGGCUGGUAUUGCCUUCAAAAUGAACUCAAUCUGAUGAACAGCGAGGGAUUGCCGCCACAGCAGCAGCAGCCGCAGAUGAAUGGUGGACAGCAACAGCAUUGUCCCAUUAAUCGCCAGCAGCAGCAGCAGCAACAUUUCCUGGACACCUCCAAUGGCAGCGGAAUGAUGAACAGCAGCAGCAAUCAAAUGGGCGAUCUAUUCCCUAAUGGUUGCAUCGACAAGAGCAACCAGAGCUCGACGAGCAGCAGCAACAGCAGCACCUGCGGCAGCGAAAACAAUGCGCCCAGCGCCAGCGUCGAUCCCAGCAAGCACAAUUCGAGCAUUGGUAACUCCUCGUGCAGCGGACAACGCCAGCAGCCAGUGGCCAUGGAUGCAGCGGAACAGAACCAGCAUCCGGCUAUCAGUGAGUUCUUCAGCAGCGACUCGGAUGUGCAAAAGUCGGUGGAGACGCGCCUUGAGGCAAUGUUCGGUGAGUCGCCGGUGCAUUUGGAUGUGAAGAACAGCAGCGAUGACCACGACAUUGAAUCGAAUCUGGACGAGAUCUUUGGCGAUUCAAAAUCCCCAGAGGUCAAGAGUAAAUUGAACAUGUGGGUGCCAGAUGCCAGCUUCAUGCAGCAGCAACCGCAGCAGCAGCCACAGCCACAGACCCAACAGCAAUAUGCAGGACCACAGCAGCAGCAGCAACCAUCACAGCAGCAACAUCACAUCGAAUUGAACUGCAACAAUAAUCCGAGGUGGAUGCAGAGCAUGGAGGCCCACUACAGCGACUUUAUGUCCAACACAAGCACCAGCAAUGGCGAUGGCCCCAGCACACAGGGCGGACUACUGGUGAAUGGGGUAGAGUCGCGCAAGCGGCACUGGGACAGCCAGAUGAUGGGCUCCAGCAGCGAACUGGAGGACGACAACAGCAGCAAGCGACUGUGCACGGGCUCCUCCUCGUCGUCAUCGCCCAUGUCCUCGCAGCAGCAGUUGGUGGUGGCGCCGCAUGGCCUAAUCGAUCCGGAGAUGCUGCUACACGAUGGCAUGGGCGUGGAGCCGGCCAAUGGACCCGCGGGAUUCUCUCAGAUGUUGCACCAGCAGCCGCAGCAGCAACAGCAGCCACCACACAACUUUGCCAAUCAUCAGGCCUACGCCAGCAUGAUGAGCACCCAGCAACAGCAACAACAACAACAACAUUACCAGCACAACAUGCAACAGCAACUGCAGCAGCAGCAGCAGCAUCCCCAGCAGAUGCACGUGAACCACUUGGGCGGACAGCCUGUAGUGACGGGGGAGUACGACGACGACAUUAGCCGGCAUGUGGCCAGUGCCAUUGACAGCAUACUGAACCUGCAGAACAGCGCCGACUCGUUGCAGUUCUCGCUGGGCUCGAUCCUGGGCGACAGCAUGCUGGAGGAUCAGCGGCAGGGAGCCCAGGCCAAUCUUCCGAGCUGCCAGCAGGAGCAACUACAGCUGGCCCACCAGCGUCGCCGCCAGCUGGGCGAGGAGAUGAACGACUGCCUGAUCAGCGGCGGGGGAUCGGCGGCCAAUGCCGUGGCGGAUAACAGCAGCAACAUCCUGCUGGAGCACCACCACCAGCACCAGCUGCAGAUGCAGAGCCACACCGUUGGCCAGCCGCCGCAUCUGCAGCACCAGCACCACCAGAGCAUCGGACAGGCCCCCUCGCAGCACUUGGUUGGGCAGCUGAAUGACUUCAGCUGCGUGGCCGCCAGCCUCGACGACCCCGUCAAGUCGAUAAUGACCUCUUGACUUGGGCUCACUUCCAGCGCCAGCGGAGGAGGCGGAACAGCAGCGGCCCCAACAUCGGCAGCGGAGCUGGCCAACAGCCUGAUCCUCGAGUUCAAUGCCACCACCUUGUGAGCGUGGGCUGACAGCGACUUAAUGAUUGUAUAGAAAAAACCCAACCCCCAAUACCCCAAAAUAACCGUUACAAAAACCCAAUUUUAAUCUGUUUCGAGUUUUGUCCGCUUUUAUUUUAGAGCCUAAGUUUUUAAAUUGUAGCUUAAAUUAUUUAUACUUAUUCUGUUUGUAUUGUUUAGUCCAAUAUUCUGUACAAAUUCUGAACCACUUGCUGAUUAUUGACUACUUAAAGAAACGAGAGAAGGAGGAGAGAAAAGUAGUACCCCUCCCCACCCAAAUACAAGGCCAAGAGAGAAAGAUUGAAAAGAAAGCAAUUGACGCGGUGAAUUGAAAUGCAAAUUAAACGACGAAUAGCAUCCAAUGCUCUCACGGAAAAACAUCCCUAAAAUAUAAUGAAUUAUAUAGUUACACUAGACAAUUUAUAUUCAAAUAAAUCCAAGAGAAACGGGAAACCGGAUAGGAGAAAGGAGAAGGAGGGAAACGAUACGCGCAAAGAAUGAAAUGAAAAGAAAGGAAAAACUGAAUUGGUUGUAUAAUUAAUUCCGUAAUUAAGUUGAACUUGAAGCAAUUCUGUGGAACAAUUGCAAAUCGAAAAUGAAGUCGCCAAUGCCAGUGUUCAUACAUAUAUCAGAGACAGAGGAGCAAUCAAAUCAAUCAAUCAAUCAACCACUCCAAAUAAAUCCUUCCCUUGUAUUACGAGUAUUACUAAAGAGAUUGUGUAUAUAGUUUCAGCAGUUUCAGGAAUAUAUGUUUAUAGGAAUUUUAACAGGAGAAUGCAGAUACGUAAAGCGCUUUCCAUAUGACUGCUUCUGAUAUUACCACUUAAACAAACAAAACAAAAUACAAAACGUAUGGCAGUGUGCUCAAUUUGAAUGAAAUGAAAAGUAGGAAGGAGAUGGAGCAUAGGAGUAUAAUAUUUCGGCAAUGCUAUGGAAAGAUCUUAGGGAUUUAAACGAGUAAAUAAACGUACAGCAGCUCUGGCAAACUACGAAGCAAACCAAAAGCAGUUCAAAAAUCACAAUUUUAGCCAAUUUAGUUUAAACAUUUAUAAAUUAUUGAAUCUAUAAUGUAAUAAUACAUACUAUCUUUCUACACCUCAAUGGAACGAAACGAUGAUGGAUCGAUGAUCGAUGAUGAGAGAGGAGGAAGAAACAAAAUGGAAAUUUAACGAAUCGUAUCAAUUGUAUCUUGAUCUUGCGACAAAUCUGAAUUGUGAUUUGUGCCACGUUUUAAAUAUAGAUGUCUGAUUAGCUUGUAAAACAUUAAUAAUAACUACAAUUAAAAGUCUUAAACACAGUAAGCAACUACGAAGUUUAUCCAAAAACAAACAAAACAAAAACGAAUCAAUGAAAGAGCAAAGCAGUUGUAAAUGUUUCAAAGCAAUUACAAUACUAACUACUACUUUAAUACCACCACUAAAAAAUAAAUUAAAAAAAAAAACACCUACUACGAUACGUACUUCCAGACGGACAGAAUGGAACGGAAGGGAAGGAAUGAAAUGGAAUGGAAUGCUUGUAUUACGUAUAGUCAGUAAGGGAACUACUUUCAAGAGGUAUCAUUAUUCUAAGAUGUGCUUCAAUAUAUUCGGGCCUCCAUGACCCCCAAUGAUCCACAUCCCCUAUCCCUCCCAUACUAUGUCCCUUUAUGUGUUGCUUCAACUGGAACUUCCACCACUUUCUAGUUAUUAUUCAAAGACAAAUAACUUUCGUGUAAAAAAUGUACAUGUAAUAGAAUAAUUUAAGUUUGGAAAAACCUCAAAAACUGAAUAAAUUUAAAUCUAUUGCUAGAUUAUUAAUGCGAAUUGUUUUAAGUUGUAUUUAGAACAAGAUCAAGAAACUCAGAUUCCCCCACAACCGACACUCGCCACCCAGACCCCACCCACCCUUUCACCCGUUCAUCAUAAGAAUUGUUCAGCUAAAAAUGUGUCUAAAUGUAAUUUAAAAACAUAAAGAGAAAAACUAAAGAUUUUUAAACAAAACAGCAUCAUCUUCAUCAGCAUAGGGAGAGAGAACAAAAAAAAAAGUGAAACCAGAAAGUAAUAAAAACAGUUUAAUAUUUCAUAGUUUAUUAAGCCCAUCCAUUCAUAGUCGUCAUAAACAUUAAGUACAUAAAAAACUAAACUAAUAUAUCCCAAUACUCUUUGAGUAUCGGGUAUAACGAAAGUGGAAACAAAAUACAACACAUAAAAUCUCACUGAAAACGAAACGAAACGCAACAAGUAACAGAGAAAUCAGAGAAAAACACAAGCUAAAUAAAAAGAAUGAAAGAAAAGUGAAAGGGAAAUGCAAUCAAAGUUCAUGCAUUUCAUGCACGUUUGUACUGGGUGACAACGUUCUUAGGAAAAUAAAGAAAAUUCCAUACAAUUUUAAAA
This is a messenger RNA of Drosophila obscura, 12996 nucleotides long. RefSeq lists its product as uncharacterized. Gene Ontology annotation, biological process: positive regulation of DNA-templated transcription. The coding region runs from base 978 to 10514 and encodes 3178 amino acids. Gene Ontology annotation, cellular component: SWI/SNF complex. NCBI's taxonomy places the organism in Eukaryota, Metazoa, Arthropoda, Insecta, Diptera, Drosophilidae. The transcript is spliced from 8 exons. The record is from RefSeq and is a predicted model, not a curated record.